Molecule: messenger RNA, 579 nt
Organism: Amborella trichopoda
Lineage: Eukaryota; Viridiplantae; Streptophyta; Magnoliopsida; Amborellales; Amborellaceae
Gene: NRPB12
Product: DNA directed RNA polymerase, 7 kDa subunit
Biological process (GO): DNA-templated transcription
Cellular component (GO): RNA polymerase I complex; RNA polymerase II, core complex; RNA polymerase III complex
Molecular function (GO): DNA binding; zinc ion binding
Source: RefSeq, a predicted model, not a curated record
CUCUCUCUCCAAGAAGUAGAACGGGCUUUUACUUCCCAGGUUCUCUCUCUCUCUAAGAAGAAGAACGAGCUUCUCUCUCUUUCUCUCUCUCUCUCCUCUCAAGUGAUUGAAAAGCUGUUCGGAAACAGAUAAUAAGAGGUAGAACGGCUGGUUCAGAGGUCGAGUCCAGUCUUUUAGAGAAGAUGAAUCCAUUUUAGCAGUCAUAAGCUCCCAUGGAUCCUCCUCAAACAGAACCAGUAAGCUACAUCUGUGGAGAUUGUGGAGUCGAGAAUACGUUGAAGCCUGGGGAUGUGAUUCAAUGCAGAGAAUGUGGUUACCGUAUUCUGUAUAAGAAACGCACCCGUAGAAUUGUUCAAUAUGAGGCUCGUUGAAGCUGUAAUGGAUUGGAAUGUCUACCGGUGAUCUCCAAAUCUAGCUUUCAAUGAUAAUGUCCGUUUUUCGUUUGUAUACAUAACUAUGGAUGAACUGUUUUUCCACAGAGAACUUAAGCCUAGAAAUACUUACUGUCAUUCAUGUAUGGAGCUGACUGAGCAGAUGGUUGUAUAGUAGAGAGUUACAGACUUCUUAAAUUUCUCAGCA